Messenger RNA from Colletotrichum tamarilloi, 4239 nucleotides. Its product is annotated as inner centromere protein. The record is from RefSeq and is a predicted model, not a curated record. Bases 1 to 4239 code for a protein of 1412 amino acids. The transcript is spliced from 2 exons. NCBI's taxonomy places the organism in Eukaryota, Fungi, Ascomycota, Sordariomycetes, Glomerellales, Glomerellaceae.
AUGGCGACGAUGCGAGGAACGCGUGUGCCUAUUGGCUCCGCGUCAUGGAUUAACGAAGAACGAACUACAGCCCUUAGCAUCGUUCAGGCUGAGGCCGAGGAGUUCUCUUUUGCCGCGAGAAACGAGUUUGACUGGCUUAAUGAGCAUAUGGCUGGGGUCUUCAACGAGAACGAGAUCAAUGUCGCCGAGAUCUUCAAGACACCUGGAAAGCUUCGAAGCAAAACGCCCCACACGGCGCGUAAGGUCGACAAUGGCGAGCCUCGUAUCGUGAGUUUACUCCUCUCACGCGCGCAAAUAUCAACGUCCGCUAACAAGGUGCAGCCACUAUCAGAUGUGUUCUCUUCCACUCCCAACGGCGCCCCAAACACUUUCACACAACAUCUUCCUCGCGCUACUCCCACUGCCCACCCUGCGCCAUCAACAUCAUCACCUUUGAUCAACAGGAAUAUUUCGCCCCUCAAGGCUGCCCCCUCCCCUAGGCCGGUUUCGAAACAGCCCGUUGCACUAGCCGAUUCCGGAUACUAUGGCAGCCAGGAUGUCGACAACAUGGACAACGAAGAGGAAGACGACGACGACAUGGAUGUCGAUCUGAUUGAAGAGGAGACACAGAUUGGCGAGCCACGAUCGAGCCCCCCAAAGACUGCUGGACGAACCGGCCAUGUCGCCUUCGAGGCCAUCGAGCAGAGCGCGCCUCAAAGCCCUACCGAAACACGCACUAUGCGCUCUCCUGAAGUUACUUUUCAAACGGCCAAGGAGGAGCAGACAACGCGGGUUAUACGCGAUCUCAUCGAGGAAGCUCCAUCCCCAGCAUCGUCCAAGACCUCAGCUGCCCCAAGCCCGGCCAAGGAAGCCAGAACGCCCUCGCCUCCUAUCGUAUCACCCAAGCCUCGCUCCGCAAAAAAAAGCGUGUCGCCUAUCAAGGCCUCACCAAAGAAGCGCUCCCCAGCGAAGCAGUCUUCACCGCCAUCCUCACCUGUGCUUGGAGCUGCACCAUCUCCCAUGCCCGAGCCUUCGCCUGCUGCUGAAUCACAGGAUGAUGUGGACGUCCACAUGGACGAUGAUACACGAUCACCGUCCGAUGACGAGUCGAGCCCGAUCCGCCCAGUCAGAAAGAGCAGCCUCAACUUUGCUUCACUUCCUGCUAGAGAGCCUCUUAAGAAUAAGAGUAUCGGGGCUCGUGUCUCUAGGACCAGCCACUUGGAUAUGAACCGUCAGAGUUACUACGGUCGGCAAACGGGAGGAAAGAGCUUGGGAAACAACAUGGAACUACUUGGGGAAUCAGACGACGAGGAAGGCAACGAUGACGGAAUGAGCAUCGAUGGCUCAGCCGAAGACACAAAGGAGGUCGACAACUACGCCUCCAACCACAACAAGACAUACACUCAACGACUACAAGACCAAAUCAACUUGCUCGGUAAAUCUCAACCGAACGCAAGCCGACCUUCAAAGUCGAUCCCGAGCUCAGCGGUUGCGCAACAGCUUGCGCAAACGACUGUGACCCAAUCAGUUGCAGAUGCCAAGGCAGCAACACCCGCGAAGAGAUCUGCUGCACCACCGACUCCUGGAGCGUUCCCGGAGGACGAUGAUGAAGAAGACGAAGUGGAAGCGGGCGAAGAGGAUGACUGGAUUGCACCUCCUGUGCCUGCGAAAGAUACGCCCCUGGCCAGUCCACGACCGCAUUUGCCUAAGAGCCACACUGCGGACGUCAUGGAAGGCAUCGACAGGGCAGACACCGUCAGCGGCCCUGAAUUUGCUUUGCCUAAGCAGCGGCAAUCUCCUGGUCGCUCAGGCUCCCCCAAGCGGGCACCUGUCAUCCCCGAGCGUACUACCAGUGUGUUUGGACAUGGCAAAUCUGCUUCUGUUUCUGUCUUGCCUGAUCUUUCCAAGGACAAGAUGGUUGAAGACCUGUCUCCAGCCAAGAAGCAUGUUUCAGUGUCCAACCCUCUGUCAGCCGUGCCGGAGGAUGGACGCCCCGAGACUCCUCAAUCGCCUACACGAAGCUUCCGGGACAGUCCAUUGAAACAGGUCAAGAACAAGCUGUCUUCCAUUCUGAAGAGUUCCAAAGGUCUUCUUGCGAGCAGUGCGGCCAUCAGCGCUGAAGGCAAAUCUUCGCUAAUGUCACCUUCCACCGCUCGCUUUGGCAUCAACCCCGGUCCCUCUACAGACUCAAUUGUGCCCCAAUCAAUCGCCGCAGAGCCAUUAUAUCCUGACCUUUCCAAGCGAAUUGCAACCGAUGCUCAGACACUUUCCAGCAUAGGGAGCCCCGAGAAGCCCGUUGCGCGCAGAACGCGGGCUUCCGUUGAGAAGGAGAAGGAAGACAAGCGUAAAGAGAAAGAGGCCAAGCUGAUGGCUGAUCAGAUGAGCAAGCUGGACAAGGCUCGUGCAGAUGAGCGGGAAAAGGCCCGGACUUUCAGCAAAGAACAAGAAAAGAUUGCCGCAAUGGAGAAGAAGAUUGCUGCUCAAAAGGAGAAGGAACCUGAACAAGAGCAAGUCAGGGAGGUUGAACGACCUGCUCGAACGCCGGCGCCUAAGGAAGCACCCAAGCCCACAAGGACUAGCCCCCGCAAGGCCAAGGCUCAGGCUGAGGCCGAGGCUGCUGCCCAGGCCUCACAAUCAGAAAAGCCCGAUGUCGAGAUGGCUGAAGCGCCAACCCCCAGGCCCCCGCCAUCCGCUCCUCGCUCUGUUGGCCCUAGCCAGACGGCCAGGCAGCGGGAACUCAGACGUCCAAUGAAGCCAACCAAGGAAGCACCCAGCAAGAUCAAGCAAGCGCCUACCGUCAUUCGCGUUAACACCGGCUCGCAACACUCGCAGUUCCACCCCUCCAACAGCACAUUAUCAUCGGGUCUGCAAGAGACACUAGGCUCGUCGGUCAAGUCCAAAUCAAGCCAGCCAGGCUCACAUAGCAAGCAAUCUCUGGCGAGCAUGAAGAGCUCUGUCUCGUCCAAUGGCCGACCGAAAGCACUCGAGCUUGCCGCCAAGCGAAAGGAACAAGAAGAGCGGGAGGCUCAAAGGAAGAGAGAUGCGAAGCUCGAACUCGAACGGAAACGCGCUGCGAUUCAAGAGGAAGAGCGCAAGCAGGAACUGCAAAGGCGACAAGAGGCGGAGAGACAGAGGGAGAGGGAGAAGGAGCAAGCCGAGGCGAAGAAGAGUGCACAGAGACAGGCAGCAAUUGAGCGUGCCAAGCAGACGCGAGCACCACCACCUGCUGUGCGCUCUCAGCCCAAUGGCCCUCCCGACUACACUGCCAGUCAACGCUCCGAUGGCCAACCUCCCCGGCCUCCGUCCCGAAUGAACUCCAUGGCCCAUCGGUCUCAAGAGGAUCGACCAGUCAAUGCUGUUCUUUCUAACGCUUCGAAGCCAGGCUCAAAGCGCCCCCUGCCGCAAGACAGCAGAGAGGACAAUGGCUCUCGCAACCCUCCCGCACGUAACGGGCAGUCUUACAAGACCCAGGAAGCCAAGCGUCGUCGCACUAGUGAUGACUUUGCUGAUGAGCUUGACAUGGACAUCCAACCACCCAACAUCAAGGGCCCCCCUGUUCGCCCUCCGUCAGUGGGUUUCAAGAAGGUUAGUAACUCAUUACUCAGUGCGCACGACGGGAGCUUUGCUGACGUGGAUCAUCAGGACAUGCCCACGAAGUCGACGUACGGCUACACCAACGCACCGCCGAGUGCCUCCAGAGAUUUGUUCAAGUCUACCGUCACCGCCCAGCACCACAGCACAAUCAAGUCCACAAAACAAGUGGAUAUGAAUCAGUUUGCUCAGGGACACAUUCCAUUCGCGCCUAAUCCAAACCCUGCCGGCCCGGCUCACAAGACACCGGCGCGACCUAUGGGUGCUGCAAGCACAAAGUCUACCGCCAAGGCUACGAGAUCGUCUCCUCGAUUCCAAGACGGCGAAAAGAUUGAGCUGCCUGAAAUCGAUACAGAUGAGGACGAGGAUGAUGACGACUCCCACUUUGGGGUUGCCCCUUGGGCUGAUUCGCCUGAUUUGAGACGCGCCCUCAUGAAACAGGAAACCAUGAAUCCUGAGGGUAUCUUUGGGCCUCCCCGCGCCCUCAACAUGGAGGAAGUGUUUAACAACAAGGAGAGAUGGCACAAGUUCCGCGCGCGCACAUCAAGCGCCAACUGGAGUGGAUCGGAUCGCUUGACAGAAGACGAGAUUAGGAAGGAUCUUGCAGCUCGCGACAAGCUUCGCAGAGAGGGUGGUUGGUCCUACGAGAUGAGCAAGGACUUGAUGUGA